AAUAAGACAAGAACAUGUAAAUGAGCUAUUAAGAUGGCUAUUUAUCGUCCGCGAGGUACUCUAGCCCGAGUUAUUCAUGCUAAGUUUCACAAUGACAACUCCCUGGACAGCAUAGACACCCGAAGGUGGUACUCAUUGGCUCACGCGUUGCCUCCCAGGUUUCAGUCGAAAUUUGUGGCCCUUGAGCAACCGGAUAGCACCACAGUGCACUGGCUGGAACGAACCAAAUUACUGUCGGCUAACAUAUGGUUGCAUUUAUGGCACGCAUUAGCCCGGUCAAUUCUCCAGUUUUUCAUGACUCAAACCGAUAUCAAUGGCUUUCUAAAGCGUGGCUCAAUGUUUAUUCUAUCAGAGGAUCAAUUCAACAAGUUGCUUGUAGCUGGAGGAUUUUCCGCAACAUCGGAGCCGGUUACGCUUUUGGAUAUUGGUGCCGGCGACGGCGAAAUCUCAUUACGAGUGGCCAACACGGUGGCUGAACUAAGUGGAAAUGCUAGCCUCAGAGUGUUUGCCACGGAAGCUAGCUGGACCAUGCGAGAUAGACUGAAGAAACUCAAUUUCAAUGUGAUUACGGAGAUUGGAGGCUUGCAAAACAUGGAGCUGAUAUUAUGCCUCAACGUACUAGAUAGAUGUUUUGACCCAUUCAAACUUUUGGAAGAUAUUCACAAUACACUCGCACCAGCGGGUCGAGCGGUCAUAGCCUUAGUGCUUCCAUAUAUGCAUUAUGUUGAGACAAAUUCCUCGCAUCUGCCUAUUCGUUCACUCCUAGAAAGCAGUAACAACGGACGACCAGCGUCUUUCGAAGAAGAGGCCACAAAAUUUAUGGACCUGCUGGAAAACUGUGGUUUCAAAGUAGAGUCCUGGACGAAAGCUCCAUAUCUUUGCGAAGGAGAUCUUCAUCAGUCAUUUUAUUGGCUGAUUGAUCUAAUUGUUGUAAUUUCAAAGAAGGCAUCUUAGACCGGUAUCGUCUCCAAUAUUUAAGUUUUCCAAACUACAAAAUUCAGUUAAAACGCGACGUACGACCGCGAGUACGAAAAAUUAAGCUUGAAUUCCUAGUUCUUUCUAAAAUAUGUUAAUGGCCACGUUGCUAAGCUGAGCAUUUAUACUUAAUACAUUUAUAGGCUAUAGUUUAGGUAUCAAAUUAUAUUUGUCUAAUAAAUUACCAAUAAUGUAA
Molecule: messenger RNA, 1171 nt
Organism: Drosophila persimilis
Lineage: Eukaryota; Metazoa; Arthropoda; Insecta; Diptera; Drosophilidae
Product: methyltransferase-like protein 9
Exons: 3
Coding region: 34-954 (306 amino acids)
Molecular function (GO): protein-L-histidine N-pros-methyltransferase activity
Source: RefSeq, a predicted model, not a curated record